UAAAGGAUACCCAGCCUAGGCUUCGCCACGCUUAUCUGCUGGGUGCGGAGGAGAAAGACCGUGAAUAUAGUCUUCGUUCAAGUGCUGAUUCGCGUGGGUUUUAGGAGUAGAGGAGCUGUCCCCUCGUAGUGUCGACAUGGCUGGUGGUAGAGGCCGUGGUAUAGGCGCCUUCACCUUCAACGUUGAGUCCCUGGGCCUGAGCAGGGGAAAUAUGCCAGAGACCCGACUGGGCCCCCAGAAGCUGUACCCAGACGUGGAGUACAAACCUGUGCCACUGAAAGUUGGAGAAGAUGAGGACUACAUGCUGGCCCUGAAACAGGAGAUGAGGGGAGCCAUGAAACGACUGCCCCACCACAUUAAACCUCUGGCUGAGAAAGGAGAUGUGGAACGAUACAAGGAGAGGUACCUGAAGGCAGCGUUGUUGGGUGAUGAGUGGACGCCAGACUGGCAGCUCUUUCCAAAAGAACUGAUGCCUCAAAAGAAAAAGUUGAAAGUAAAACCAGCAGGGGCAAAGAAGAAACCUGUAAAGAUAUCGAGCACAGAGAAAGCAGAUGUGCUCAGUAAAUUAGAUGAUCUUGAAAAGAACGAUGAUGUCAAAUCUGAUGAGGAGAAGGAAGAAAAAAAACCCAAAGCGGAAGGAGAGGAGGAAGAAGAAGAAAUUGAAGGAGAGGAGUUGGACGAAGAAGAUUUAGAAGAGGAGAAUGACUACAUAGCCAGCUAUUUCGAAGAUGGCGACGAUUUUGAUGCCGGCAGUGACGACAACAUGGAUGAAGCGACAUAUUAAUCUGUUGCCUGAUGGAAGUCAACGGAAGUGUACCUCGGCCCUGUUAGAGGAAAUAAUCUGCUGGUUAUAAGAGUCAAGUUUCCAUGAUGAGCCAACGGGAACACCGAGGGAUAAAUCAAGAUGUCUUUGUGGCGCCAGCUGAUGGGCGCUUGAUCUUGACGUUGCUUUGUAAAUAAUUGCAUGAACAAAUGAAUCAUGAACACUGAAACGUGACACAAUGUAAAGUCCGAGCAUCAAUAA
Messenger RNA from Esox lucius (northern pike), 1024 nucleotides. RefSeq names its product polymerase (RNA) III (DNA directed) polypeptide G (gene polr3g). The transcript has 8 exons. Gene Ontology annotation, cellular component: RNA polymerase III complex. The record is from RefSeq and is a predicted model, not a curated record. The coding region runs from base 137 to 784 and encodes 215 amino acids. Gene Ontology annotation, biological process: transcription by RNA polymerase III. Lineage: Eukaryota; Metazoa; Chordata; Actinopteri; Esociformes; Esocidae.